Messenger RNA from Anthonomus grandis grandis, 5880 nucleotides. RefSeq names its product transcriptional regulator Myc-2-like. The record is from RefSeq and is a predicted model, not a curated record. The coding region runs from base 673 to 2247 and encodes 524 amino acids. Gene Ontology annotation, molecular function: DNA-binding transcription factor activity, RNA polymerase II-specific; RNA polymerase II cis-regulatory region sequence-specific DNA binding; protein dimerization activity. NCBI's taxonomy places the organism in Eukaryota, Metazoa, Arthropoda, Insecta, Coleoptera, Curculionidae. Gene Ontology annotation, biological process: regulation of transcription by RNA polymerase II. The transcript has 4 exons.
AUAGUAUCGGUCGACACUUCUGGCCGACCAUCGGGAUCCACUUAUCCGAUCUUGUUCUAAGUUAUCAGACAGUUAAAAUGGUCCAAAACCAUUUUUUCCGAUAAAAUAAAAUGUCCAUUUUCCAUGACAGAUUAAGCGCAUGAGACCGCGUAGCCGGCGAAUCGAAGAUUUUGCGCCAAUCAGGUGCCGUUGUCGUUUUAAAAGCACAGUGUGCCGUGGAAGCCGGCUUUUUGCUGCAGAACCGAAAUAACAGAUCAAACAGAAUAGCGUCGAACGUCAUCGAGUUACGUUGUGCCCGUUGCCGCUCCAACAGCCUUUAGAGUCGUUCGGUCCGACGUCUCACUUAUUGAGACUUUUCACUGUGUUUAAGGAUGUAUACAAAGUUGCCGGUAGAAAUUAAGAAAAGUGUUGUAGUCCCGAAAAGUUUUAUUGCUUUAUCGUCAGGCAUUUCCUUCGUGCUUCAUAUUCCCUGUGUGCGGAAAAAACUGUUCAAUUGAACCAUUGACAUUUUUGUUCAGAAUUGGUGAAAUAGUUUUGCCUGGUUUUUAAACUACCUCAGGAUUUUUUUGCAGCUGCCGGACUCGCUAACAGGCGACAAGGAAGCAUUGAUAUCUCCCAGUCAGGUCCAAAUUGUGAUAUUAGACUUAUAAGAAUUUAAGCACAUAAGAGAAUAUGAUAGACAAAAUGAAUGAUUCUAUAUUCGAGUCAAUGUUACCAUUGACUGUCGAACAGCUAAGUUCGGCUCCUUUGCUAAAUGUAUUUUUAAACGAUGAUGAUGAUGAUGCUGAUAAAUCUCCUAAAGAUUACUUAAUGCCUUCGGAUGACCAGUGGAAGAAAUUCGAACUAGACUUUCCUGAGUUGGCUAAUAUAAAUAUUGAUGAUAUAUUUAACGGGAAACCUUCUAAAAAUUUCGAUUCUGGAGUUAAUGAUAGCAGUUGGGAACUACCAUCCAUGAUAGAAGACAACUCAGAUUGUUUGGUGUUUAACCACGACUGUAUGUGGGGAGGAUUUUGUGCAAGCAAAGAUCACAACGCAGCUCCACGUCCUGGCUUGCGUUCUAUUGUUCCCAAACCGCCUGUUAUCAAAAUGGAACCAGUCGAUAUGCCUAGGACGUUUAAUGGCCAACAAAGUCUCUUGAAACCUUCAAUUAAGGUGGCUUCAAUGCCAACAUCCCUCUUGGCUCCAACAAGCAGCGGCUCUGUUUCCGAAUCACUUCUGACUCCCCCGGAAUCCGACGAUGAGGGACAGAAAACCAAAACAAACGGAUUGUUAAAAUUGCUAAAUGAUGCUAUCAACGAAUGUGACUUAGCCGAAUAUCUGGGAAAAGAAGAAAUUAUCGGAGUGAAACCAGAGCCUUCGAUGGAAAUUAAGGAGGAGGUGUUGGACAUAAAGCAGGAGGAAGAACCCGCCGACGAAGAUACCGAGUCUGAGCAAGAUGAAAUCGAGUAUAGAAUACGCACUCAGUUAGCCGCUGAGAAUGAUCACAGCUAUUACAAAGAUAAGAAUGCCGAUAUGAGACACAAUGAUUAUGGGCUUGAUACACCUUCUGAUUCAGUACGUCGUCAAUGGGCCUUAAGUAGUGCUGCAGUGCGACGACGGACUGCUAGAACUGUCCGCGAGAAUGCAAGAGUUUGUGCUAGAAUGCCGCACAAAAUACGUGAAGAAGAAGAAGAAAUCGACGUGGUGUCAGUAAACGAUAAGUUUACCAAUGCCAGCCGGAUAGCCCUUUCUUUACAAAGCAAUUCUUCCACAAGACACAGACCUCAGGUACAAAGAGUAGCCCCAGUAAUGACCAAGAAACGUGGCCAAAAUACCGGAAUCAAAACUAUUUUACCUGUCAGAAGCAUCGAAGUCCCAACAACUUCUUCAAACACCAACACCGGCCGUCGUGGCGUCAAAAGAGGUAAAGGUUCGAGAAACAACAAUAACUACAAGCGCAGACGAGCCAACAACACUGUCGAAGAAAGAGAACCAACAGAUAAACGUCACUUGCACAACGAUAUGGAGAGACAGAGACGUGUGGAUUUGCGAAUCGCUUUCGAUAACCUCAAAUCGGUAGUACCAGAAGUAUCUGGCACCAAGAAAAUUGCCAAAGUUACCAUUUUGUUGCAAGCCUCGCAGUACUGCUACUACCUGACCGGCAUGAAUAAUAACUACAUGAAACAGCUCGAGGAAUUGAGGAGAAAGCAAGCUUGGUUAAGAUCAAGAGUAUCGCAGCUGAGAAGAAAUUUAGCUGCAAAACGCUAAACUUAAGUCUUAAGAAAAUUUAUUUAAGUUAUAAGGUUGGACCAAAGGUGUUGGGAGUACUAACAGUACUUUUGGUCCCUUUUGAGUUUUGAACGCUAUUAAGACGUAGUUCUAGCUAAGGUCUUACACUCUUAAGGUUUUUUAUUAGGUUUGGAGCGGCAUCGACGUUUAAUAAGAAACUAUAUGCAGUGUGUCCAGGAUAAUAUGAUGUACAGAUAAUAGAAAGUAAUUCAUAAGUUUGAAGGGGGAAACGUUGUAGUUGUGGUUGUACCUGCCCAGAUAAAAGUAGUUUUUGCUAGGUACAGGGUGAAAACUAAAAAGGUGCAUUCAAAGAAAUAUAUAAUUUAGUAUCAUUGACAUAUGUUUACAAGACGGGAAUAAUUAUUAUGUAAUUAAAAAAAAUAAUUUUAAUUCUAAUUAAAAAAGCCCUUAAGUUAUGUCUAAUUUGAGGUUAUUAAAAUUAUAAUAAAGUAUAGUAGUAGAAGUAUAACGAUCUUUAUCUUAAAGAACAAUAUUGCAUACAUUAAGAAGAGAUUUAUAGCGUAUCUCUUAAACGUAUAAAAUCUGACUUCGUAAGUUAUGGUGAAAUGUAUGAUUUUUGAAAAAUAUGUAUUUAUAUUACUUUUAUUUUUAUAUAAUUUCUAUUUUUGCAACUAACUUUUAUUAUUAUUACUACUAUUAAGUAUACUAUUAUACUACAUAAAACAAAAGCUAAAAAUUAAUUCAUACAUGGUUAAGAAUUUCUCCCCCCACUAGAAUUGUAUAGAUUUUUAAAAAGAUUUUCGUUUUCAACCUGAUAUCACCUUGGCCGGUAUAUCCUGGACAUGCUGUAUAAUACGAGGCUACGACUACGGUGUGAUACCUAGUCGGGUCUUUUAAUUAUUAAAAAAAAACUUACAGACACGCUACGGUUGGAAUUAACCCAAUGUUAUUGGUAUAUUAAUUAGGUAUAACCCGUGUGCGUUUUUUUUUGUAAUUUUUGUUUAUAAUUACUCUGUGAUUUAAUUAUUAUUAACGAUAGGUAAAUUCAACUAUAAAUGGGGAAAGAAUACUAUUUUUUUCGUUUCUUAUGUUACAACUCGUUAAUUUUUUAGUUUAUAAGGAUGUUUAUAUAGAACUGUUUUUAAUUUUUAUGUUUAUAAUUUACGUGCGGGGUUGUUUGACUAUUCAGUAUCUACAAUAUUUACCUGAACCGGAUAUACUUCGGUACCCAAUCUGAAUGCAACUUGCUCGAAAAUCAUCCACAAAUUCGAAAUAUAACUCGUAAUAGUUUUUAAUUUAAAACAAUAUUUUCCCACUGUUUAUUUUUCAUUUAACUACCCCCACACAUUUUAAAAUUAUGUGAUGAAAUGACAUACAAAUUGUGAUAUCCGUAUAAUAUAAAUAAUUUCCGAACUACAAAUUUCUCUUCCACAUCCAAUUUUUUAUCCAAACAGACUUGUUGUUUGUUCGUAAAGAUUUUGCGAUUUAACAAUUAAACUAUUUCUGAUGAUUCAUUUAAAGGCUUUGUUUUCUUUUUUUAUCAAAGUAUGUUCAUUUCUUUGUUUUUUUUUCUUUUUAAGAAUGGCUUUUUAUAAUUGGUUUAUCAUUUGCUUUAUUUAUUGUCUCCUUUAUAUUUCUGGAAUAAAAUGUGUUUCGGGAUUGUUUUAAAUCUUACUUGUAUAGAGUGAAGCUUAGUUUUGUUUUAUAGUAGAAAUGUAGGAGAGACAAAACAUUUGUAUUUAGUGUGGAAAUAGUUUAAGGGAUAAUUUAGGAGUUUUAUUUCACAUGUGCUUUUUAUCGGUUAGUAUGUAUAGAUUAUUAUUGGUGUAAAGUUUUACGGAGCUACCAUUUGUUGCUUUAGUUUUUAAUUUGUAAAAGCGCGUGUUUUUCAGAUUUUUAUCUGUAAUAAUACACUUUAUAUUUUCAAUGCAAACUAUUAUAUUAUAUAUUAUAUUUUAUGUAAGUUUACAAAUAAGGUUUUUUUUUCUGUUUUAUAAGCAUUUACUCGACAGCUUAUUAUAUUUUAGAAAUGUGUUUUAAAUUUUUUGAGACGUAGCGCUCUAGGUUACGGGAGAAAUUUUAUGUUUUAUUUUUGUUUUGGUCGGUGAAUACACCUUCAAAGACACACGCUAUAUUAUAAAGGAUUUGUUUAAGUUUAGUAAAUUUUUACUUUAUGAAGUUUUGUUUGAUAUUGAUAGCCAAAAAUAAUAAUGUUCGUGCCAUAUAUCGGCAGCAGAUUGUAAGACAUGUAAAACGCGAAAAUGCAUUAAACAUUUUUGAGAUAAGCGCCUUUUAAAUCUCACAAAAUAACAUUUAUAUCGCAAUUUUGAAAUGCAUUUUCGUCUGAUGGAUUUUAUGUCAUGUAAACUGACAGAGAAAAACUUCACAGUUAUUCUUAUAUAAAAAAAGAAAGUUUAAAUACAUCAAAAUUGAAAAAAAUGCCGUGAAGCUUUUCCCUCCGGGAACAAUUGUAAAUAACAUGCUUUCGGAUCUACACAUUGCGGAAUUUUGAAGGUGCCAAAACAGAAAAUUGGAACCAUAUUUGCUCAAUGUGUCGAUGUACUACAUUUAACUAAACACCUAAGUUCAAAAUUAUAUUAUUUUAACUACUUAUUAUAGCAGUUGAAAAUGUAGACUGUUUAAAAUCACGGUUCUAUUUGAUUUUAUUAUUAUCGGUUAAGUGUAGUCUGCUUAGUUUUGUUAUUUUUAAUUAGUGUUUCUACUUUGUAUACAUCUAGUUUAUAUCUUUUUAUUUAGCGAAAUGUAGCAAAGAGGGCGCUUGCGUGCGAUUGUUGUUUUCUGUAACUUGAAGUCUUCCGUUGCGCAUGCCCCUAGAUUUAUAACUAUAUUGAUAUAUUAUACGGAGUCGUGAGAGAUAGAGAGAAUUGUUGUGUUCAAUGUAUAUUUUACAGUAUUUUAUACUUUUUUGAUAAAAUAUAACUAGAUACUAUUAAAAAAAAAAAAAACAAACCAAAUAAACGAAAAAUCACAAAAAAAUAUAGAAAAAUCUAAAAAUAAGAUAAAAAAAAUCUUUGUUAUUAUUCCAAUUGUGAUAGAUAAUUUUUAAUAAGACGAGUGGUAGCAACUUUUUUUACUAUAACCUUUUUCCAGUUUAGUUUUUCGCUCAAUUUACUUUUUGAAUGAUUCUGUACCUGCACACUGACCUCGCUGAAAACCAAAAAUAUAUAUUUAAAAAAAAUACAAAAUAACAGGAAAAUUGAUUUCAAGAACAUUGCAAUAGAUAGGCUGGAUAUUUGAUAACACUUUUUUUUAUUUAAUGCAAACAUAAAUUAUGGAAUCAUCGGUAGGUUAUAGGGCAAAGAAAAUAGUGAACAUUUAACUCUAUUUAUCCAUACCUGCAUAUUACAGUGUUUCUUGACAUACAUUUGUUGUUACACUGAGAUAAUUCGUCUUCUUAAUAAAAAAAUGAUGACACGAUAAAAAAACUCUGGAGAUCACAGGGCAAUUCUCUAUAUGCUUGGCGACAUCUAUCUAGGCGUCUAAUUUUUAUGCAUUAUUAAUCAUUUUAGCCCUAAUAUGUUAAACUUGUUAUUUUGUACUUAUAAAAUAAUCCAAGGUAAUGUAAGUUAUCAUUUAUAUAUUUGGAUUUUCUUAGUUCCUAAGUUUUACGAAAUAAAAUAUUUGCUUAAA